Caenorhabditis auriculariae is the source of this 1639-nucleotide messenger RNA. NCBI's taxonomy places the organism in Eukaryota, Metazoa, Nematoda, Chromadorea, Rhabditida, Rhabditidae. The record is from the annotation of a GenBank genome assembly.
AUGAUCCUGAUAGCCGUCGUCGUCGUUUGCCUUGGCAACUUGGCCUUCGGAUCGCCGCCUCACAUGUGUCACUGUCCUAAUGGACAGUUCGGAAGUUUGUCUUCUCGAAUGAAAGAACAGCGGCGAUACUUGAUUCAGUGUCUUGUCCAACUCCAAUCACGCUGAACUGUCCUCCGGCACCGGCAUGUCCGACGCCUCUGCCAUGCAACCCAUUCCCGACAUUACCCACCAUAACUCCUGAUCCCAACGCUCUGAGAGUACUCAUUUCGAUAAUUGAGGGAAAACCUUCUUAGACUUCAGGGUUUGUCGCAGUUCUCUCUGCCGACCUUGCCUCCUCUAAUGUCUCUGGGCGGACAGAACAGCGGAAACGGCUACGUCUUUUCGACUCCUCUUCCUGGGACUCUUCCGCCGGCAGUUCCGCCGCCCAACAACGGCCAAGAAGCUCUCGUCGGAAUCGACGCUCGUCAGGUUUAAACGCGACUCAAUUCCUUCAAUAUGAACGUUGAGUGAAGUAUCCACAACAGCCCGCUUUCCCACAACAACAGUCUCAGUUUCAACAGUACUCGCCGCCUUCAUCUAACCAACCACAACAAUCAAACUUAGUCCAAGGUCUGCAGAAGACUCUCGUCUCUAACUUUCUUUUCCUUGUCAGUCCAAGCCGCCGCUCAAUACUCAGAGUUCCCUCCAACUGUAGCUCCACGAGUCGACGCCACAACGCGUGGGACGACAUUGCCAAGCGAAACGUGAGGAUCAAAGUUCUUAGAAUUUCAGCAAAAUGUUUUUAAAAUGGAUUUCAUGAAAAAUGCUGUGCGGAAAGCCAGCUUCUGACUGCAGAUUUUUUUCAAAGUUUUUUAGAGAUAUUUCCCUGACCUUAAGAUUUGAUUUCUUUUUUAUAAUUGGAGUUUCAGUUCAAUUUAAGUUCCGAGUAGAAAAAAUCAACUUAUGCCAGUUUUUUCCGGACAUAGCUUCGCUGGAUCUUAGAAUGUCUUGCGAAAUAUGAAAGAAUGAUGUUUCCGUCUCAAUAACGCCAUUUUUAUGAAAAAAAAAGAUUCAAUUUUCUUGGUAGUUUUUCUCUGAUUUCAGAUUAAUUCAGUGCAAAAAGAUUUUUGUGAUCUGAAGACUCCAAUUUCACACAGGAAAUUCUGAGAAUCUUCUUUUCAGAUAUGUCGAGUUUGAAAAUCCUGAACGCUUCCCUCAGAACGGUGUAUAUGAAACUGAACCAAAUAGUGAGUUUUCCCAUGAAAAUUCACUAAAAAUUCCUUUGUAGAUGGUUUCAGACAGCCGAUUCUUUCCAAGGCGUUCGCCUCAAACACGCGAACGCAGCCUCUGAACGAGAAGUGCAACGACGACAGACUGCGGCGACUCAUCGAACAGGUCCGAUUUCCCUUUUGAACCCACUUGCGACAUUCUCAGAACGUCGACUCGAACCCGUCGUCGUCAAAACGCAAGAUCCAGAAGGCAGCCAGUGACGAAAUCGGCGGCCUCUUCGACGUCAUCUGCUCUUCUCAUGACUUUUCUUAUCUCGCUAAUACACAGGUUUCUCUAUUCACAGUUGCCUUAUCUCCUUUUCCAGUUAUUCUGCGAGGCUGGCAACGAUGACGUCACUUGUUUCGCUUUCCUGCAUUCUCUCAUCCAGUAA